This is a messenger RNA of Bufo bufo (common toad), 2028 nucleotides long. Its product is annotated as stromelysin-1-like. Gene Ontology annotation, molecular function: zinc ion binding; metalloendopeptidase activity. The transcript has 10 exons. Gene Ontology annotation, cellular component: extracellular matrix. Lineage: Eukaryota; Metazoa; Chordata; Amphibia; Anura; Bufonidae. Gene Ontology annotation, biological process: collagen catabolic process; proteolysis; extracellular matrix organization. The record is from RefSeq and is a predicted model, not a curated record. The coding region runs from base 104 to 1963 and encodes 619 amino acids.
AAACGCUCCAGUCAUGUUUACAUUGUACCUGAAGAAAUCACAUUAAUUAAAAGAAGCAAAACAGAAAUGUUCAUGCGAAAACUGACAUUUAUGAGAAGGCAGCAUGGUUCUCCUGUGGUUCUUCAGUUUCCUAGUAGUGAAGGUCUACAUUGUUGAGCUGGUACCUGUGACAGGAGUGGUCUAUGAUCCAGCAGACUCUAAAGACCUCACUAAGGAGGACUUAAUAAAGGCUCAGGAAUACAUAGAUCGAUUCUACAAUGCAUCUACUAAGUCAAGAAAGGUGACCAAUCUAACUGAAGACAAAAUCAAGGCCAUGCAAACGUUUUUUGGACUUCAUGUCACCGGAAAAAUAAACCAGGAAACUCUGGAAGUUAUGAAGAAACCCAGAUGUGGAGUCCCUGACGUCCAGAGGUUCAGCCAUUUUCCUGGGAAGCCUAAAUGGGAAAAAACAUCCCUGACCUACAGAAUUGUCAACUACUCUCCAGAUAUCCCCAACUCAGAAGUUGAUUAUGCAAUUGCACAGGCCCUCAGGCUAUGGAGUGAGGUUACACCUUUAAAGUUUCGCCAGAUUUAUAGUGGUGAAGGGGAUAUUAUGAUAUCUUUUGGAUUCAGAGACCAUGGGGAUUUCUUUCCAUUUGAUGGACCACUUGGAAUCUUGGCACAUGCUUUUGCACCAGGUAAUGGGAUUGGAGGAGAUGCUCACUUUGAUGAAGAAGAGACAUGGACAUUGGGUCCCCAAGGUAUCAGCAUUUUCUUAGUCGCGCUUCAUGAACUGGGCCAUGCUUUGGGACUGGAGCACUCAAGAUAUGAGCAGGCCAUAAUGUAUCCAACUCUAUCACAAAAUUCAUUUGUGGACCCAACCAAGUUUAAAUUAUUUAAAGAUGACAUUGAAGGCAUCCAAGCUCUCUAUGGACCAAGAAUUCCCAAUGUGCAAAAACCAACAGUGAAACCCCAGCCUAAACCACCAAAGGAACCCCAGCCUAAACCACCAAAGGAACCCCAGCCUAAACCACCAAAGGAACCCCAGCCUAAACCACCAAAGGAACCUCAGCCUAAACCACCAAAGGAACCUCAGCCUAAACCACCAAAGGAACCCCAGCCUAAACCACCAAAGGAACCCCAGCCUAAACCACCAAAGGAACCUCAGCCUAAACCACCAAAGGAACCUCAGCCUAAACCACCAAAGCUACCUCAGCCUAAACCACCAAAGCUACCUCAGCCUAAACCACCAAAUAAACCGGUUCCUAAGCCUACAAAGCAACCUCUACCGCAGCCUCCAAAGAAACCUAAACCGACAAAGAAACCUGAAUCUAAACCAACAAGGAAGCCAGAGGGAAAACCAACCAAGGCAUCAAAGCCAGCUGAUGUCCCACGAAACCCAACAGCACCCAGAAAAUGUGACCGAGAACUAAAGUUUGAUGCAAUAACUAGCAUGAGAGGAGAUCUGCUGUUUUUUAAGGAAGGGAUAAUAUGGAGGAAAAGUGCAACAAAAAGCAAUAUUGAUACCCUCUUACUUAACGCUACUUGGCCAAGAUUACAAAGUGUGGAUGCAGCCUAUGAGGUUCCACAGAGAGACAUUGUCUACCUUUUCAAAGGCCGACACUUUUGGAUUACGAGAGGUUUUAGCAUGGUCCUGGACUAUCCCCAAGAUAUCUCCCAGUUUGGUUUCCCAAGUUCUGUUAAGAAAAUAGAUGCUGCAUUGUUCUUAAAAGAAGAAAGGAAAACCAUUUUUUUUGUGCGAGAUAAGUACUGGAGCUAUGAUUACUUCAGUCUCAAAAUGGACUCCAAAUCUCCAAGGAAAAUUAAAAAUGGCUUUCCUGGAAUUGGGAAAAGGGUGGAGGUGGCUUUUCAGGAUAAUGAUCACCUGUAUUUCUCCAGUGGAGCCAACCAGAUUGAAUAUAGCCCUAGGAGGAAACAUGUCAUCCGCAAGAUCCCAAAUUAUCAAUGGCUGAACUGCAAAUGAAGAUAUCUGCUCUCUCAGAUUUAUGAUAACAUACAGCAUGCAUGUCAAUGUGAAAUAAAUCUCUA